GUCUCUGGUGUGGGAAGGUGACUGGAGGGCAGAUGUUUUCAUGGCCUCAUUGAAAGAGAUGGACAGAGGCAACUCUGUGAAGCUUGUCCUGACUGUCAAUGGACAGCUGCUCCGAGGUGUCUCCAGCAGUACGCCCGCCCGCCCCUUCCUCAUCCCAGAGACCACCCAGUCACCAGUGCUCCCAGCAGAUGAUAUGCCCCUUGGCCAGGACCUGGAGGAUCCCACUGUGGUUAAGAGUCAGAGCUCAGAAGUGACUUCUAGAGCAUCCAGGCCUGGGAGGAAGGAUGUCCACCCACCACUGAGGACCUUGAUGGUACCCUGUGCCCUGAAGCCACCAUCUGGCAAGGUGGAACCCAGUGAGGCCUGGAGGAAGAGUCCUGUCCACCCCAAGAAGCCCAGGAAAGUUUUGUUUGAACCCACAGCAUCUGAGAGAGAUCUCGAUGAAGAAGAUCUGGCGGUGGAGGAGUUGCAUGGCAGUCCCAGCCCACGGUGGUGCCAUGCCAUGUGUCUCAGUGACCUGGGGACAGCUGUUCUGAUCGGUGGAGAAGGUGUUGAUCAGCAGUCCUGCAAGGAUGCACUCUGGAAGCUGGAAAUUGACAGUGAUUUCUGGCUUCCAGUGGGUUUCCAGCUACAAAACACCAUGCCAUUGUGCUUGCAUGGUCACACAGCUACCUACGACCCAGACACCAAGCGUAUCUACGUCUUUGGGGGCAUAAGGGAGGACAAAGACUACAGCAGCAUCUACAUUCUGGACACAGUCACCUGGAAAUGGCUCCUCGUGGCUGCUAAAGGGAGGCUGCCAGUGCUCACCUACCACAGUGCAACUAUCUACCGCAAGGAGCUCUUUGUUUUUGGAGGGACUUUCCCCAAAAAGGCAUCACUGGCAGUUGGACCCUGCAGCAAUGUUCUCUAUGUCUUCAAUCCAGAACAUGAAAUUUGGUACCAGCCCAUCUCAGAAGGGGAGAAGCCUCUGCCUAGGCUUGGGCAUUCAGCUACUCUCCUGAAGAACAAGCUGCUGAUUUUUGGGGGUCGGAGGGCUUCUCUCUACCUCAGUGACAUGCACAUCCUGGACCUGGCUGUGUCGGACCAAAAGGUUCUGAUCAGUGGAGGCUGCAAUGCCAAGGGAGCCCUGCAGGAUGCCUUUGUCUUCCACCUAGAUACUCUAUCAUGGAGCACGGUGAUCCACCACGACCUCUGCUCUGUGCCCCGAGCUGGCCACACAUUGCUUGACCUGAUGCCUGCCCACCUGAUGGAUGUGAACAAGGAGAACAAAGAGGAGCGUGACUGGCACACGGUGUUGGUCUUUGGGGGCUCCAACUGUGCUGGGACCUUUUACAACAGCACAGUCAAGAUCCAGCUGGACCUAGGAUAA
This is a messenger RNA of Antrostomus carolinensis (chuck-will's-widow), 1372 nucleotides long. RefSeq lists its product as uncharacterized. The record is from RefSeq and is a predicted model, not a curated record. Gene Ontology annotation, molecular function: protein binding. Lineage: Eukaryota; Metazoa; Chordata; Aves; Caprimulgiformes; Caprimulgidae. The annotation marks the transcript as partial. The transcript has 10 exons.